UUGUUGUUGUUUACAUCCGCAGCGCGUCAAGAGGCAGGGAGGGACGCUUCGAGCCAGGCCUGGAAAAUAAUGUCGAGGAGCGUGCAGGAGGCUGUCUAACUAUAACCUCGGUCCCUCAUCUACGACAGAGAGGACCAUGGCGAAGGAAACUAAAGCGGCAGUGCCCAAGGAGGCCCAGGUGAUGAGUGCCAUCCUGAAGGACAUGGGCAUCACGGAGUACGAGCCUGGGGUCAUCAAUCAGAUGCUGGAAUUCACCUACCGCUAUGUGUCACAGGUGCUGGAUGAUGCGCGGGUAUUUGCCAACUAUGCAAAGAAGGCACGUACUAUAGAGAUGGAUGAUGUCAAGCUGGCUGUACACAUGCAGAUGGAGAAGUCCUUCACCGCACCACCUCCCAGAGAUCUGCUGUUAGAGAUGGCACGCACCCGCAAUGCCAACCCAUUGCCUCCCAUCAAGGCAAACCAGUAUGGCAUCCGCCUCCCCCCUGACCGCUACUGCCUCUCUGCCUGCAACUACAGAAUAAAACCACCACGCAAGAAGCCAUCAGGCCUGCCAACACUUGGAGGGGGCAACCGCAUCAGCCUAGGUGGUGGGGGUGGGGGCAUGAAGCUGGGCAACACCCCCAUCAAACCAACCAUCUCUAUGGUGACCACCAAGACUGGCAACACACAGACAGUCACACUGGUGCAGAAGCCAGCCACCAACAUCACCUCAGGACCUGCACAGAAGAUCGUCAGUGUUAAUCGGCCAGUUUUCAAAGUCACUCCAGGCCCAACAGGGAACAGCAAUGUCAUGAUGAACGUCUCGUCAGGCACCAUUAAGGUGGACCCUGAUGCACCUACCAUGAAGAGGAAGAGGGAGGAUGAUGACGGUGACACAGGGCAGUAGUUGAGUGUGGUGUCACCACUGCCAUCAGUCUCGUUGCUGCCUUGCCUCUUUUUUAGCCUUCCAGGGAUGUGUAUUGUGGUCUUUGUGAGUCACUUUCCUAACCAAUAAAUAGGGAUAGAUUUU
This is a messenger RNA of Eriocheir sinensis (Chinese mitten crab), 1009 nucleotides long. RefSeq names its product transcription initiation factor TFIID subunit 9-like (gene Taf9). Gene Ontology annotation, biological process: DNA-templated transcription initiation; RNA polymerase II preinitiation complex assembly. The transcript is spliced from 5 exons. Gene Ontology annotation, cellular component: SAGA complex; transcription factor TFIID complex. Gene Ontology annotation, molecular function: transcription coactivator activity; protein heterodimerization activity; RNA polymerase II general transcription initiation factor activity. NCBI's taxonomy places the organism in Eukaryota, Metazoa, Arthropoda, Malacostraca, Decapoda, Varunidae. The record is from RefSeq and is a predicted model, not a curated record. Bases 137 to 886 code for a protein of 249 amino acids.